AUGUCAGACAGUACUGUGAUCGACAGAUUUCGUCUUUCCAUUUACUCAUAUAGAUUAAGUACUUUAAGUAACUGGCCUUAUGAUGGGAAUUCCCCUUGUACAGCUGAGAAAAUGGCCAAGUCUGGGUUCUACCGACCGAAUCCAAACUGUCCAACUACUACACAGUGUUUUGUUUGCAUGAAAGAGUUAGAAGGAUGGGAACCUGAUGAUGAUCCAGACAAAGAGCAUAAAAGUCAUUCACCGAAGUGCCCUUUCCUCAAAUCCAAGCAAUAUGAACAAAUGACUUAUGAAGAAGGUUUAACAAUGGAUGUUGAAAGAUAUUGUACUUAUCUUUCCAAGAUUCUUUCGGAUCAGUAUGAUGUCCAAAAAGUCCGAAAGGCAUUUAAAAUGUUAACUGAUAUUGUAUUAUCCAAACUACCAAAGCGAAAUAAAAAAAAGAAAUCGAACCUCAGCAAAACAAAACACUCAAUUAUGUCAAAUUCAAGUAUUAAGUCAACCAGGAGUACUCGAAGCAAAAGAAUAUGA
This is a messenger RNA of Schistosoma margrebowiei, 525 nucleotides long. Lineage: Eukaryota; Metazoa; Platyhelminthes; Trematoda; Strigeidida; Schistosomatidae. The record is from the annotation of a GenBank genome assembly.